GCCGCACGCAGCAGCAGGCUAUAACGUGCGCCGCGCCCGCCGCUCUGCUCUCCUCCCCUCCCCCCGGACGCCGCGCGGGCCGGAGCGAGCGGUUGCAGGCAGGGGUCGCCUCGCGCCGGGUGCUCCCCCUUCUCGGGACAAACGGAAACCCCUCACCCCCGUCCCGCCCGUCGUCCGCCGGCCGCGGCCCCGCUCCCCCACCUUCCCGAUUCCUCGUCUCGAUCCCAUCCGCCGCCCGCCCCGCCCCAGAGCCCACGCACCUUUCCUCCCGUUUCCCCACGCGCGCAGCGCGCUCCGCCCCGGCCGCGCUCUGCCCCCGAACCCAAAAGUCGCUUUUCGGGCGGCUCGCUAGGGUUUUUUUCUGCGUUUUCCGGGCCAUGUCGUACCCGCUUGUCCCCGCCUGACUCGAUUCACUCGCCUGCCGGCUGCUGCGGCGGCCUGCGAUAGCCAGCUUCCGGGGUUCCAUCCGACCCAAUGGAGGAAGACGAGCAGGCGGCGCAGGGCCCGGAGCCGGAGCCGCCCCGGUGCGGGAGGCACCCGUCCCAGCUCCUCACCGGCAUCUGCUCCUCCUGCCUCAUGGAGCGCCUCUCCUCCGUGCGCGACCAGCCCGAGGCCGAGAUCGUCGAGGUCGCCGCCGCGGAGCCCGCCGGGGGGUCCGGCGCCGCGGACCAGGGCAAGCUGCGGCAGACGCUCAUGCUGCUCUUCCAGCUGGACGACUGCAGCGGCGUCGCGCAUUCGUCACCAGCGAAGGACCCCCAGUCGUCGGCGGAGUUCCAGUUCGGCUCUAGAGGGGCGGAUCGAGGGGGAGAGCAGAAGGGGCCCCGGUCGUGGCUCAGGUCCAUUUUGCCGAGGAGAGGGAUGCGGUGGAGGAGGAGGAAUGGGGGCUCCGUGAAGGAGCCCUCGCCGCCGCCGCAGCCGCGGAGGGAGGCGGCGGAUCCGAGCGCCAGCAACGGCGGCGGCGAUGCGCAGGUGGAGCGGAAGCCGAGCUUCCGGCGCUCGUGCGAGUGGAUGGCGUUCCGGGAACCGAGCAGGGGCUCCCUGGAGCCGCCACGCCACUCGUGGGACGGGUCGAUGGUGGGCAGGGCCUUCGCGUGUUCCUUCGCCUGCUUAGAGGAGCCACCGGAUGCGGCAACGAGGGCGAGGAGGAGCAAUGCGGAGGAAGCAGUUGGGGAGACCCCAGCCGUGGCCGCAGAGACCAGGAAUGGGGGGCACUCAGUUGAUGCAGGUGGCGAUGGGCGGCGUUUCAGGGGAAGGGGGUCUGGUGACACUGGGAUGGAGAUGUCUGUCUCUGGAGUUGGAAGACGGAGGUCCAACAGGUGGAGCAGGGUGUGGGAUCGCAGCAUAACAAGCCCUCUCAAGGAAUUUGUGAGGAAGGGAGAGCAUGUCCUUGAGCGGUCCCUGUCCGAGUCAAGGAAGGAAAUCCGGAGGGGUAAAAAUGCGGAAGCAGCAGACAUCAGUGGUGAAAUUCAUUCUGGGCGCAAUGGACAUGUUUCGGGCAGAGCAAGCCAAGGCACGGGUCGAACUUCACAGGCUGCAUCCAAUGGGGAUGUACAGAAUUUCCGGACCGAUUGGCUUAAGAAUAGCAAGAUUGGUAGAAGCAGAAGUGUGCAUUAUACAUCUCCUGGGAACUUGGACAAUGGCAUGCUGCGGUUUUAUCUGACACCCAUGAGAAGCACGAGAACUGCAAACAGGGCAAGAAGGAGAAGUUCACGUUUGUUUGCAAGAGGGCUUUUUGGUUUCAUAUGAUCAGCUGAAGUAGAAUAUCAGACCAUGCCAUGUGUUUUAGAAGAUGGCAGCAGCAGAAGCAACUUUUCUUUGCAAUCUACUUGGUUUCUAAGGAUUGGCAACAUCGUUGCAGAGAAUUCACAUUCCUUGAAUGGAAUGUUGCUCUCUCGCAUAUUCAGCCCCUUCAGUCUCCUACUCGGCGUGGAUGCUGCGGAAGCAUCCUCUUAUCCACAUAAACAUACUAUGCGGUCUCCAACUGACAUUUCUGCUCCAUCGGCAUGCUUCCUGGUUUGAAAAUUACUUGGAGAAAUCGUGCUGCUGUAUGGACAUUUGGCGUACUAUUUCUCUGCAGCGCCUGCAUGCUACCUUGCUGUCAGGCAAACAAUUCUUGAAUAAAGUCAGAACAAAACCAGAGGAUCCAAUCAUUCCCAGAGUAGUCCAACUACAUGGGCAAGAAUGAAGCAAUGUGGACCAUGGACACAGAGGAAGAUUUCAUUAGCAUUGUGUGCAAUCUUCGAAGAAAUAACUUACAAGGGAAUCAAAUGCAAUCGUGAGCAACAGCUACAUGCUUUCUAAAUAAGCCUGGGAGACUACCGGUUGCUUUCCAACUUGGCUGGAGAGUCUACCACAGCAUACAUACUCCAAAUGACAUUAAGAGAUGCUGAUGGCCUAGCCUGCCAUUCUAAAUUCCCAUUCUGUAAGGCAUCAGAGUCAAAAGCACUCUGGUGCUUGUAUUGAAAUACAAAUGGAUACUCAGAUUUGAACUAUAUCUCUCAAUGUCUUUCCAGAGUUGGUAAUGUGGUAUGUGUCACAUCAGAGGUGGUGAGCUACAAUUCUUUGUGUAUAUGUGGGAUUGCUAUAGCGAUGUAUAAGUUUGGCUCUGUUAUUUCUUUCUCCAUCAACCUGAACUUUGUUUGCCUAAUUGCCUGUGUAAUUUCUUCCUCUGUAAUCCUGAACUUUGGUGCAAUUUGGCAUUGAUAUUUAAGUUCUCUUUAU
Panicum hallii is the source of this 2721-nucleotide messenger RNA. RefSeq lists its product as uncharacterized. The record is from RefSeq and is a predicted model, not a curated record. The transcript is spliced from 2 exons. The coding region runs from base 475 to 1746 and encodes 423 amino acids. NCBI's taxonomy places the organism in Eukaryota, Viridiplantae, Streptophyta, Magnoliopsida, Poales, Poaceae.